ACCGCCGCCGCCUCCACUGCACCCGCUAAUCCGCUGCGCCCAGCUGCCUCCGCCCGCAGCCCUCAGUCUCCCAGCCUCUCCACCUGUGAGAUGCUCUCCCUGGAUCCACUGCAUCCCCAGUGGGACUGUCCCCUGGAUUCCAAGGACCUGGACAGAGAGGUGGGCCCAUGGGGCGGGGGCUCUGGUGUACCGCCCACAGACUGCUUCCCUGGCUCCUGGCACCAGGAUGUGGGCUUGGACUGCAAGGGCUCUCCCGAGGGGGCCGAGGCCCGGGCCUGGACCGUCUACUACUACAGCCUCCUGCAGASCUGUCUGCAGCAAGCUGGCCUUCCGGAGACUCAGGACCGCAGCCAUGUGCCCCGCACAGGCUGCCCUGGGGCAGAGGUGACCUUGUGCCUUCUGGGAUCCCCCAGCACCUUUCUGUCUGUGCUGCUGGAGGGUGGGGUGCAGAGCCCGGGAAACAUGCUCCUUUGCCUGUCCCCUGCUUGGCUGACGAAGGUAGCAGCACCAGGGCAGCCGGGUGAGGCGGCCCUGCUGGUCUCCAAGGCUGUGAGCUUCUACCCAGGGGGCCUGACAUUCCUGGAUGACUUUGUCCCCCCUCGGCGUGCCACCUACUUCCUGGCAGGCCUCGGACUAGGGCCUGGCCAUAGCCGGGAGGCAGCAGAGCUGGCCCGAAACCUGACUUGCCCCACAGGAGCCUCGGCAGAGCUGGCCCGGCUGCUGGAGGACCGGCUGCUGAUGAGGCGGUUGCUGUCCCAGCAGGGUGGUGUGGCUGUGCCAGCUACCCUGGCUUUCACCUACAAGCCUCCAGCGCUGUUGCGGGGAGGGGAUGCCAGCCCAGGACUACGGCUGGUGGAGCUGAGUGGCAAAGAGGGCCAGGAAACACUGGUGAAAGAGGAAGUAGAGGCCUUUCUGCACUCCGAGGCCCUGGGCGAUGCCCUGCAGGUGGCUGUGAAGCUCAGUGGCUGGCGCUGGCAGGGGCGGCAGGUUCUGUAUCUGCAUCCACGGGCAGAGCGUGACACAGUGGUGGACACAGUGCUGAUGUUGCUGGAGAAGCUGGAAGAAGAGGAAAGUGUCCUGGUUGAGGCCAUGUGCCCAUCUGUCCAGCUGCCCUUCCCAGGCGGUCCCUCUCCCAGCCCUGAGCUGGCUGUGCGAAUUUGUACUGUAGUGUGCCGGACUCAGGGUGACAGGCCCCUGCUGAGCAAGGUGGUGUGCGGCGUGGGUCGUGGGGACCGUCCUCUGCGGCACCAGAACUCCCUGCCAAGUACGCUGGAGGUGGCGCUGGCCCAAUUAGGACUGGGCGAGCCAGCGCAGGUGGCGGUCGUGCGGCAGCGCGUCAAGGCUGCAGCUGAAGCUGCGCUGGCUGCCGUGCUAGCGCUGGAGGCCGGCCUGAGCGCCGAGCAGCGCGGCGGGCGCCGGGCCCGCACUGACUUUCUUGGAGUGGACUUCGCACUGACAGUGGUCGGCCGCGAGCUGACUCCAGUGGCCCUGGAGCUGAACGGCGGCCUGUGCCUAGAGGCCUGCGGCGCGCUGGAGGGGCUGUGGGCCGCGCCCCGCCUGGGGCCCGCGGUCGAGGAGGCGGCGGCGGCGCCACUCGUGGAGACCAUGCUGCGGCGCUCGGCGCGCUGCCUCAUGGAGGGGAAGCAGCUGCUGGUGGUUGGCGCCGGCGGAGUCAGCAAGAAGUUCGUGUGGGAGGCGGCGCGCGACUACGGGCUCCAGCUGCACCUGGUGGAAUCGGACCCCAACCACUUUGCAUCCCAGCUGGUGCAGACCUUCAUUCACUUUGAUGUGACAGAGCACCGCAGGGAUGAGGAGAAUGCGAGGCUGCUGGCAGAGCUGGUACGGGCACGUGGCCUGAAGUUGGAUGGCUGCUUCUCCUACUGGGAUGACUGUCUGGUGCUCACGGCCCUGCUCUGCCAGGAGUUGGGGCUGCCCUGCAGCUCCCCAGCUGCCAUGUGCCUGGCCAAACAGAAGAGCCGCACCCAGCUGCACCUGUUGCGCCAUCAUGGCCCGCCCUGGCCUGCACCCUCCAUCCAUGCCGUGGCCUGCUGUCCAUUAGAGAGUGAGGCAGAUGUGGAGAGGGCUGUCCACCAGGUUCCCCUGCCAGGGGUAAUGAAGCUGGAGUUUGGGGCAGGUGCAGUGGGUGUGCGGCUGGUAGAAGAUGCACCACAGUGCCAUGAGCACUUUUCCCGAAUCUCCCGUGACUUGCAGGGUGAGGCUGACCACCCAGGCAUUGGGCUGGGCUGGGGCAAUGCCAUGCUGCUAAUGGAGUUUGUUGAGGGCACUGAGCAUGAUGUGGACCUGGUGGUGUUUGGUGGGCGGCUGCUGGCCGCCUUUGUCUCUGACAAUGGCCCCACAAGGCUGCCUGGCUUCACAGAGACCGCAGCCUGCAUGCCUACAGGGCUGGCACCAGAGCAGGAAGCACAGAUGGUGCAGGCAGCCUUCCGCUGCUGCCUGGGCUGUGGGCUGCUUGAUGGGGUCUUUAAUGUGGAGCUUAAGCUGACUGGGGCAGGGCCUCGGCUCAUCGAGAUCAACCCCCGCAUGGGUGGUUUCUACCUGCGUGACUGGAUCCUGGAGCUCUAUGGUGUGGAUCUGCUGCUGGCUGCUGCUAUGGUGGCCUGUGGCCUUCGGCCUGCCCUUCCUGCCCAUCCACGUGCCCGUGGCUACCUUGUGGGCGUCAUGUGCCUGGUGUCCCAGCACCUGCAGGCAUUGAGUUCCACUGCUAGCCGAGAGACUUUGCAGGCCCUGCAUGACCAGGGCCUGCUGCGCCUCAAUCUGCUGGAGGAGGCCCUGGUGCCUGGUGAGUAUGAGGAGCCCUACUGCAGUGUGGCCUGUGCUGGGCCCAGCCCCGCUGAGGCCCGCCUCCGCCUGCUGGGUCUCUGCCAGGGACUGGGCAUUGAUGGGCCAAACUACCCAGUUGCCCACUUCCUGUCUCACUUCAAAUAGCAUUGGGGCUAGGGGGAAGGAAUGAAAUGCAGGGGGCAGGGGCAAUGAUGCCCUCCUCUCCCUGGUGAUUGCCCUGCCUCUCUCCCUGUUGCCCCGCCCAACCCCCAGUGUGGUCCACUCCCCUUGCCUCAGGUCUGUCACAGAAUGGCAGAGCCAUUGAGUCUUCUAGGCUCAAAGACCAUAAAAUAAGCAUCUGGAGGGCAGGGGUGGGGCCUCUUGCCCUCAUGAAGGCCUCAGUUCAGCCCAUGUCUGCUCCAAGACACUAGCCCUGGAGAAAUAAAAGCACAUGUAUGCACACACACACACACACACACACACACACACACACACACACACACAUGCUGCUACCAACUAUCCUAGAUUGGAGUGAGCCCUGACCCAGGCUCUCCUCUCCACCCCUCCAGAUGAUUCUCUAUCUAGGAGGAGAGAACCUGGCUGGAUCCCUGGCCAUGGACAAAUGCCAGGACAAUUUGUGAUUAAAGCCCCUGUUUUUCUCUUUUCCAAAUUACAUGAGUUUUAUGGAGCCUGUUGAAAACUUCUGGCAGUGCCCCUGUCUCAACUGACCUGAGCAACAGAAGCAGGUAGCCAGGCUACCUCCUCUCACACUUCCAGGUAGACACUAUUCCCAUUCUACAGAUGAGAAAAUGGG
Urocitellus parryii (Arctic ground squirrel) is the source of this 3595-nucleotide messenger RNA. It is a transcript of the gene Carns1, whose product is annotated as carnosine synthase 1. Lineage: Eukaryota; Metazoa; Chordata; Mammalia; Rodentia; Sciuridae. The record is from RefSeq and is a predicted model, not a curated record. Gene Ontology annotation, molecular function: metal ion binding; ATP hydrolysis activity; carnosine synthase activity. Gene Ontology annotation, biological process: carnosine biosynthetic process.